Molecule: messenger RNA, 645 nt
Organism: Triticum turgidum subsp. durum (durum wheat)
Lineage: Eukaryota; Viridiplantae; Streptophyta; Magnoliopsida; Poales; Poaceae
Source: the annotation of a GenBank genome assembly
AUGAGCUCGGACGGACCGCGUGCUGCCUGCUGCGUGCGUCUCAUAAGUUUCCACCCACCACGUUCUCCGCCACGACUCCCCAGCUCUCAAAUUCCUCAAACCAUGGCCGCCGCGGCCUCACGGCACCUCUGCUCCGCCACGGCGCUGCUGUCCCCCUCCGCCGCCGCGGCGCCCAUCCGCCAGAGGGUCGGCUACGGCUCCUCCUCCAACCGCCGGUGGCUGUGCCGCCGGUGGGCCCACGGGCCGGAUGCCGCGUCCCGGAUCCGGCGCCUGACGACUCGCUCGAGGACAGCGAGGGUGAGCUGCGCCUAUUCCACCGGCGCUGAAGCAAUCACUGCAUGUUCCUGGAACCAAAAUGUCAUCUGCAGUGAUGUGCCUGUGCUUGUGGAGUUUUGGGCCUCAUGGUGUGGACCUUGUAAAAUGGUCCAUCGAAUUGUCGACGAGAUUGCGGCCGAAUAUGAUGGAAGAAUAAAGUGCUAUAAGCUUGACACUGAUGAUUACCCACAAACUGCAAUUUCCUACAAUAUUGAGAGGGUUCCGACUGUUUUACUAUUCAAGGAUGGAGAGAAAAUACAUAGUAUUACUGGAACUCUGCCAAAAGCCGUUUAUGUGAGGGCCAUUGAGAAUUCUUUCUUAGAACAGUGA